ACGCGUUCUGCCAGUGACUUCUCUUAUUUACUGACCACUAGCCACCCCUCCAGCCACUGUACGUUCAUAAGCUUUGAACGGUCUGACUACAGCGUUGAGUAACCAGGACGGGUUCGUAAACAGUGCGCCAAAACCCUGAGUUGACCCCUUAUAUUGAACAUUAAGUCAUUGUCAAUGCACGGCAGUCUUCUACUGCGAUUUCACAUAGCGCAAGUCUUCCGAACUUAUCAAGAACCCAUAACCUUCGCUUAGGUGGACACUCCCAGAGAUUGUGCAAUAGCUAACUAAGCCAUCCCUCUACAAUGGAUCCUGUGGAGACCCUUUUUGCGCCGUGCCAUAUUCAACCAACACUAUCAACAAUUCACACUUUCUUCGACCGGAAACAGUCUCAAACUGACUCGUCUCACAUAGAAUCCGAUCUUCUGUCUGCCAUUCGAACUGCUCUGCGAGGUUACAGAGGGGAAGCCAGCUCUGCACCGCGUACUUCGUACUACGCCCCUGUUGACGACGCCGCUGGUGAAGAGCAGCUUAGCUGGGAUACCUACAACCUUGUUCUCAGCUCAGGCGAUGUCAUUCGCAAACGAUGGAAUUUUAAAGAUGACGAGAAGCAGCCGAUCCAGUGGGCAUGUAUUGGCUACAUUGAGCAGCCCAGUACCGUACACACAACCUCUAUGCGGCCUGACUUGGCGACAGGAGACACUCAAAAGUCCACCUCGGACCCAUCAUCCUCAACCCAGCGAUUAACCUUUGGACCCUUUGCCCGCAUACAGCAAGAGCCAAGAGCUGACGAGGAGCCUGCGACACGAUGUCGUGCCAUAUUUAUUUUCCUUCGCUCCCUCGCAAAGAUAUACCUCCUCGGCAAUGGACAAGAGCACACGUUCUACCUCCCGUUUGUCGUCCGUAAAGCUUGGCCUCUAUUCCCUCAUGGAGUAGUCGUGCAGAGAAUUCUUGACCCUGCAGAGAUUGAAGAGGCUAAGGCCUCUGGAGAUGCACCACUCCCCACUUUGUUCACCAUCAUUAACCCCCAUGCCGAACCAGCAGUUGUCGGACUGUCAUCGGGAAUCGUAGGUGGGUUUGAUGGAACACCUACUUCACUCAAGGAUGACGGCAUUGGCAGACCUCUGAGCUCAGUUCCCGCUGAAGAAUUUGUACUCUGGACCUCGCCACGCGGUCCAGAUGUCUCUGAUCAGACCGUUGUUACACUCGACAUAGAGCGUAAACAGCUCUCUGUAUGGAGGUAUGCCUAUGUCCCUACUAAAGAUCUGCCGGACGCACCAAACAGUCUUCGAUCACAUUCUCAGCAACCAUCACUAACCCAGUCCACUACAUCCAAUUUCCAACCUCAUUCGCCAGGAUACUCUGCAUUUCCUCAUCGAACAGCAGAGACGGUCUCCUUGUCUGCUCUACCUAGAAUGCCCCCUGUGCUGUCGACUACCACUACUAUGGCUUCCCUUAUGCAGGGCAAUGUCGUUGAACCCGACGUCUCGCUGACUAGCGCUGGUUCUGGUGGUGGAAGGCCUUCGCUUGGUGGUGGUGGACCGAUGCCUCCGCCAAAGGGAGAUAUCGACUACGGACUUGAUGCUCUUGGUGAUAGUAGGAUGAAGGCGGAUUAUUGGAUGGAUAAGCUGUAUUCCGAAGAGAUCACUGAAGCCGACUCGCUUGCAUGGUCUGACAUCUCCGUCGGCAUCUUCGACCAACGCUGGAACGGAAAAUCGACGACCGCGUUGCUGGCUAUCUGCCUGUCUGCGUCUCAAACACUUAUUGUACUCUCUCUCCGAAGGAAGGAAGGCAAGGUCUUUACCGAACCACCCCAUGCACGUCUUCCGGCAAUCUCUGUCGCGCCUGUUCGUGCCUUGAGAUCGAAUGUGUACGAUCUCCUGGUUGUUAAACCCAACCGGACGUUGGCCAUCCUCACACAUGGUAUGCACGAGAUACCAAUACGCAUCCGAAGUUCUGUAGAACCAAAGGUCGCAGAUAACGGUGUUCUGUCGCUGAAGGAUAGCGUGAAUUCUUCGGUUUCAUUGACUUUCGCAGACCGUUCCAUAGCUCGGAUAUCAAUCAACCUUAUUCCGGAUGAGUUAUUGACGAAACAGUGUUUGUUCAUGCUCUCGAUGAUGCUUCCUGCACAAUUCUUCUUCGAUCUUCACCAUCGAUUCUUGUUGAAGUGGUCCUUGCGAGGCUAUUCGUCUAUCGAUGACGAUACAUUCAACUCGUUCAAGGAUGCCGUCUUCGAAAUCCUCUCUAUCCCUAACCCCUCCUCUAAGUUGGACACAAACUCUUGGAAUAACCUCUGUAUGACAUCAUCCCUCACUCGAUACGACGAUGAUCCUGCCUUCCGCCGCCUAAAACUUCCUCCUUCACUCAGAACGAUGCCAGCAAAGAUCUCUUAUAAACCUCAUGAGCAUACUGGCGUGGUUUUGCAUGGCCUGCAUUAUGUUGGUUUGAACUUGUGGCUGAACGUUCGUCGACAUCGAGAUUUGCUCAAGCUUGCAACGGUCGUUUGCAAACUAGCUAUUGUAGUUCGUCCGGAAUGGGCAGACUUCUGGAAGCGGAUAAGUCCUGAUGCUUUGGAUUAUUGGCCUUCGAGCGCAGACUCUACUACCAGUUACGUGGACGAGCGACUGUCUACCUGGGCUCCCGACCUAUUCUCCUGCCUUUAUAACCGAAUCAACAACCCAGACUGGAGUCAACCUUGGCUCUCUACCCUCAAACAUGCAACAUUCUUCGACCUCACUCCCUCCAUGGCGUUUGGCGCGGGAGAGCCGCUACUCGAUUCUCGUGAUAUCCUGCAGAUAUUCUCUACGUUGGCCGAUGGCAAAGUACCGGACUCUAGGAAGAGAGCUGAGAACGCCAUACUCGUCAUGGCCAAACUGUUCACUAUGCGAGGUGGACAAGAAUUGUUCGAGAACUUACCGCUUGGGUUGGCUGCACCAUUGAAAGAGGCUGCCAGGGCGUGUCAGUUGAGUCCAUCAGGAGACUGGCCGACGAAUGCGUUCAGGUUGAUUGGAAGAAACGAUCUCGUCGAGCUUGUCAGUAAGGCUCCGGAUUUGAUGUUUGACUAUGGAUACCGCUCAGUCAAAGAGUAUCUGAAUCCCAACACCCCGCGUAAGUCAAUCAACGACUACGCUGAAGAUGUACGACGGGCCCUUCCGGGGGAAAUGAACGUAACCGGCGUGGAGCUCGGUCUGAAGGAUUUCAUCGAUAUCCGAUUCGCACAAGACAGGCGGGUCGAUGAGGUUGCUCGUAUGCUUUGUUCGUCGGCUGUCACCACCAUCAAAGCAGUCGAGAGACCAGACACGAACGACGUGGACCAAGCUAGAGAACUGCAGAAUCAAGUAUUGAGAUUAACGGAAAGAACAUUGGCGCUACCAUUUGGCAGGGCGAUGUUUACAUUUGGUACAGUUACCGUCGUCACUCGGGAAACUUACAGGAUUCCUCGAAUGGAGUAUACCGCUCGACUGCAGCAACAGAAUCUCGCUAUGGUUCCUGACCCGGCCAAACUCAAUGCUGAAGUGAUUUCAUGGGCUGACUUCCAUAAUGGCGUUGCCUCCGGUCUGAGGAUUUCACACACGUCCACUGUGGUGGAUAGUUCUUGGAUAAAGUUCAACAAACCUGCAGAGCUGACGCCUGAACAUGCAGGGUUCCUAUUCGCUCUCGGCUUAACAGGUCACUUACGCGAGUUGUUGACUUGGCAUACGUUCUCAUACCUUACGCCGAAACACGAUCUUACGACUACGGCUGUUCUGCUCGGGUUGUCUGCAGCCUAUGCGGGGACCAGCGAUCGGCAUGUAACAAAACUUAUUGCAGUCCAUCUCCCAGCGUUGCUUCCCACGCAGAACGUUGACCUCAACAUCACGCUCGUUAUGCAAGCUGCCGCGCUGUCUUCCAUCGGUCUAUUAUAUAUGGGAACGAAGAAUCGUCGAAUGGCGGAGGUUUGUAUUUCUCAGAUUGGUCGUAAAGAUCUUGUUCCACCCGAUCUCAGCAAUGACUUCCGAGAAGCAUGCACACUCUCUGCUGCACUGGCAUUUGGCAUGGUCAUGCUUGGGAAGGGCUCGGAUGUACCUGCAGACGUUACUCUCUUUGAGCGCCUCUGCGAGUUGAUACAUGGAGGUCAGGAAGCACCGGUGGACCCAGCACACUCCAAGAAUGCAUUUGAUAUCCACCUUACAUCUCCUGCUGCGACAAUUGCUCUGGGGUUGAUGUACCUUCGCACAGAGAGACAGGAUGUUGCGGAGACAUUGGUAAUCCCUGACACAGUUAUGGCGCUUGAUAGGAUACAGCCGCAUUAUCUUCUAUUGAGGACAUUGGCGAAGUCCCUCAUCUUGUGGUCUGCUAUCGCUCCGAACGAGUCAUGGCUUGCGAGUCACAUUCCGGAAGCAAUCGCUCAGGCGAUGCAGGAACGUUUCCAAGGCAAGCCGGUAAAUGACUCAUUCGAGCUAGCGUACUACAAUAUCGUUGCUGGAUGCUGUUUCGCAUUGGGUCUGAAAUUCGCCGGAACUGCUACAGAGGAAGCCUACUCUCUGAUUGUGCGCUACUACGAUGUUUUCACUCGACUGGCACAUACGCAAAGUUCUACGUUUGACUCCAAGAUCAAACGUGCCGCGGUAAAUGAUGGGUUGAAUCUCAUCUCCAUCUCUCUAUCCAUGGUCAUGGCGGGUACGGGAGAGAUCAGCUGUCUGCGUCGUUUCAGAUAUCAGUACGGCAAGUACAACGAGCCUUCACGGUAUGGCACCAACGUUGCCAUUACUUCCUCCCUUGGUCUCCUCUUCCUUGGUGGCGGACGAUUCACAUUGGGGACGUCCGACGCAGCGAUAGCGUGUAUGGUUGCAGCAUUCUUUCCACGGUUCCCUCAAGAUUCCAAAGAGAAUAAGAGCUACUUGCAGGCAUUGAGACAUCUCUGGGUUCUUGCUGUUGAGCCCAGAUGUCUGAUUGCGAGGGAUGUUGACUCGAAGGAGCUGGUCUACCUGCCGAUCAAGAUGAAGGUACGAGAUGAAAAGGAGCUCGGGACGACACAGUUGAUAUGCCCAACAUUGAUCCCUGAAGUUGACAAGCUUCAGUCACUUCGGGUGGAUACUCCGCGAUACUGGCCGUUCUAUCUCGAUAUCGCGAGACAUCCCAGGACCAAGGAGAGCCUGCUCCGUAGCCAAAUCCUGUAUGUGAAGCGUCGGACGGCGUUCCUGAGCUACAUGGAGGACCCGAAGGGUAGCAGAAGUCUAUUCGUCCGAUCAGGAUCGUCAACUGGGGAUGCGGCAACACUUGAUUUCCCACAACUUACUGAUGUCAAGGCGCAUCCUGCAGCGGACUUACACCACUUCAUAUCUUCUUCUUCCAACGACACCUAUUUCCUUGCCUUCGCUGAUCGAUUUUGUCGAGAUGAUGGUGAGACUGGAGAAGAAAAGAAGUUCCAAUCGUACUGUCAUGCUGCACUGCUCGAUAGCAUACUGCAAGACAAGUCAUGGACGAUCCAAUCACAUCUCACACUCCAUCGAUAUCGCAACGUUUCGCCCAAGUCCAAAUACUUCAGUCUUGCAUUGCAUGACCUGAGGUUCAUCACGGACUUCUAUACCAAGGUGUAUGACCGGAGAUUUAGUGGUAAAUCGGAGAAUAACCCAAGGCCUUCGUUAUUGAGGGAAACAACACUCGUUGCGGCGAUGCAUGAUCUGGACACCAGGUUGAGCCAGAUACGACAAGAAUCCCCCUUCCUCUCCCUUUUACGCGAAUACGCGCAAGGCGGUCCCAUAUCAUCACCGUCAUCGGACACAUCUCAAGAUGAUCCUUCUCGAGCCUUGGCCUGGUACCUUCAACGACAUACCGUUCCCUCCUCCUCCCAUCUUGUUGUUCUCAAAAAGCUUGCACUUAAUUCGCAUGAUCGUUGUCUACAUACACCGCCCCCUCACGGGUCCGAUCGCGCGGAUGUUUUGGAUACGGGUAUUCGGGAGGUGUUGAAUGCAACUGGAAGUGGAUUGGUUAGCAUGCUUGGGAGUGGGUGGAGUAAGAGUAGUGUUGACGAGAUAAUGGCAGCUUGGAAGUAGCUAGAUGAGGCUGGGCAGGCCGUGUUGUACGACCCCAACCUUGAAUGGUCAGGUGGCUUUGAUUGAAUCUACGUCGCUGACUGGCUAGCUCAGGUCUUACCAGACCUGCUGAUUCGGAGGUGCGAAAAUCGGAACUUUGUAACGCUUACUUGACCCAUUGCGUCGGAUUCGCCAUGGCAUGGAAUUCGGGACGACGCUACGCGAAAAUACAUAUUUACAAAACAAAAUUACCACAUCAAGAGGUGAGCUUCGUGCAAGUAACAAAGCAAUCACGAACUUGAACACAAUGGAUUCGGACAUGGGUUAGAUGACUGUUCUCGUCGCGCAAUGAAUCCAUUUGGGACUUUAUUUCUGCAAUGCUUCAUUGCGUGCAACAGUAUGUAUACUCAGUAGACAUAGACCUAUUAUGACGCUUGGGUGUCCUUCACAGCCGACCAAACUUGAAUCUAGAGUCAACAUGUUACGAUCACUUUCAUUUUGGAUCUACAAACAUGACUUUCCCUUAUUAUUUUCAUUUGUAACCACAUAUUAAAACCUACCCAAACACACUCAUUGAUCCAUGCUCAAACCUGAC
Messenger RNA from Somion occarium, 6606 nucleotides. The record is from the annotation of a GenBank genome assembly. Lineage: Eukaryota; Fungi; Basidiomycota; Agaricomycetes; Polyporales; Cerrenaceae.